CUCCUCCUCCUCCUCCUUCACCAGAACCACUUCUCCUUCUCAUCACAUCCAAAAAGCAUUUUGGAGAUGUGAAAAAUAGGAAGAGAUUGGUGAUAUUGAGCAGUCUGUGCAUUGACACGACCUUUUGACCUCAUCUUCAGCAUGAAUGGUGAUAUGCCUCAUGUUCCCAUCACUACUCUUGCUGGAAUUGCUAGCCUGACAGACUUGUUGAACCAGCUGCCCUUGCCUUCUCCUCUCCCUGCCACCACUGCUAAGAGUCUGCUCUACAAUGGAAGGAUCUCUGAAGAGGUCAGCAGCCUGCUGGUGUGUCGGGACGAAAAUCUGGUGACUCAACUGGCACAUAGCCUUAACCAAGUCUCCACUGAACACAUAGAGUUGAAGGACAACUUGGGGAACGAUGAACCAGAGGGUGACAUGCCAAUGCUUCUACAAACGUUGCUGUCCAGGAACCCCAAAAUCUUCAGGGACAAAAGUGUAAUGCAGCAGCCAAUUAUGCAACAGUAUAAGGUGUCUCAGAAUCAGGUGCAUGGGAGUCCAGGAUCAAACUAUCAGCAAACCACUGUCCCUCAAAGCCCCUCUGGAUGCUUUACAUCCCCACAGUCUGGAUCAGGUGCUCGGUUCGCGCCCCAGCAGAACAGCCCUAUACCCAGUCCCUAUACCCCUCAGAGUCCUGCAGACUACAUGCAGUACAAUCCACCCAGUUACUCUCAACACCAACAGACACAGCAAGUUAGAAAUAUCCAUGACAACAAGGUCUCUGGUCAGCUAUCAAGUACUUCAUCUAAUCAUAAUGCGAGACUAGGCUCAGAUGAAGACUAUAUCAACAUGGCUCACAGACUGGGAAAUGAGGAGAAUGACCCCUCCAUGAGGGCUGCCAUGUUUCCAGUUAAAUCACCAGGGUCUGUGUGUUCCCCUGCUGGGAGUGAAGAGACUGCAAAAACAGGGUCCAGGCCUCCCCUUAUCAUGCAGUCCCCUCCACCUGAUAUCCCACCAGUUGCAGAACCUGACCAGCACCUUACCUCUGCUGACCGCAAAAAAAAGCAGAAAGAAAGGAGUAAAGAAGAAAAUGAGCUUUCAGACAUGGAUCCAUCCGAAGAUCUUCCUCCGAGGCAACGCGUUGAUUCAGAACAUGAAAGUGAUUUGACGAAUAAUUAUCACAACCAGCUGUCAAGGACUGCCCCGGACCUGUCACACAAGUUCGGCGCUGAGGAGCAGACAAACCGUAAGCAGUUUCCUGUUCGGCCCAAUAGCAAGGAGUCUGGAGUCGUGAGUAGGGUUGUGUUUGAUGAUGCAGAGAUGGACACACUGGCAGAAAUCGAGAGAAUAGAACGGGAGUCGGCCAGUGAGAAAGAACGAUGGUCUAAAGAAGUCCAGGAUAAAGAUAAGCCACUGAAGAAACGGAAGCAAGACACGUAUCCUCAGGAAUCCGGAGCUGAGUCAAGUGACGGGCCGACUGUACAAGGGGGCAACUCGGAUAGCAAGUUGAGAACCAAGAAGACGAAUGCUGCAAGUAACGGUGGCAGUCGGCCUGCUUUGAUGGUCAGUAUUGAUCUGCAGCAAGCUGGCAGAAUGAUAGGACAGCCUGUAGUGGUCUUGGAAGCACAGACGUUCUGUGAGGAACAGCUACAGCACCUAAAGACAAAGACUGAUGGAAAGCUAGAGAAAGUUGCUGAAAACAGACCUGGGAUCAUCAGACAGCAUGCUGACAACCCCAAGAAGUCUUGCUCAGACGGGCAACCAGAAGCCCCCAAACAGAAGCCGGAAAGUCGACGGGAAUCCAAACACAGACAUGACAGCAAAACUGUCGGCGGCAAGAAACAUCCGGAUGACAGACGGCCAGACACACCGCGGCAGAAACAUGACAAGCAUUCAGACUUGUGCAACAAAGAGGAAAAGAACCACAACAUUAGCAGAUCCCAUGUGAGCAACCCUGAGACUCCAAAAACAAUUAGCAAGGGGGAGCGCAAUUCCAAACAUGGAGAAGGCAAAGCCAAGAACAGAGAUAGAGAUAAGGACAGAGAUAAAGACAAAGUUGGAGAUAGAGAUAGGGAAAAUAACAGAGAAAAAGAUAGAGACAAGGAUAAGGACAGAGAUAGAGAGAAAGUUGGAGAUCGAGAUGAUAGGAAUAAGGAAAGAGAAAAAGAUAAAGAUAGAGAUAGGGAUAAGGACAGAGAUAAAGAUAGAGUUAGGGAUAAGGACAGAGAUAGAGAUAAUGAUAGAGAUAGGGAUAAGAACAGAGAAAAAGAUAGAGAUAAGGACAAGGACAUAGAUAAAGAUGGGGAUAAACACAGAGAUAGGGAUAAGGACAGAGAUAGGAAGCACAAGAUGUUAAGGGAAAACUGCAACAAACACUCUCCUGACAGGCCAACUAAACCUGACAGCCCGAGAGUGAAACAAGACGAAAGUAGAAAGUCUACUGACCUUAAUGGUCGACAGAAGACAGAGAGUUCCAGCCUUCAAAACGCACAAAGUAAGAAAGACAGGAAAAGUGGGGACGGCAGCUGCCAAGCUGGAAACAAACCGCAGACGCUUGAGACAAAACCUUGCGAGUUCCCCUCAUACCUGCUGGGUGGCAAGUCAGGAACUCUGAAGAACUUUGUGAUUCCUAAAUUAAAACGGGAUGGGAAUGAUCUUCAACUUCCAAACAAAUUGAUUGAGAGCUGGAGUGAACCCCUGGUCAAGCUCGAGAGAUUGUCAUUGAUAAAGAACAUAAACAAAGGGGCAAAGCCUGUCGUUGUGCUCAACAAGCUCAAUAUUGACGAAGUAAAAAAGAUCAUUAAGGAUAGCAGGAACGCACACAGCCCCAGAUCCAGAUCCCUCGACAAAUCAGGGAGAGAGAACAAGCGAAAACACAGUAUGAUCAGUAAGAAAUCCAAGUACGCUGAGUUGGACGAAGAUGAAGGAGAAGAUAAAAAUGAAGAUGAAGAUGACCAUGACCAUGACGAUGAGGAUUACUCUGACAAUGAGUCUCCAAAGAAAAAGUCCAAGAAAGAUCACAACAAGUCAUGUAAGCAGGAAGAGAGGAGGGGUUCUGGACAGCACCGAAGCGGAGGUUCGAAUGCUGCUCGCCGGGGGUCCAGUAGCCGUCACCGGAGUCCAAAUGGUUCAGAGGAAGACUCUCCAUCACCAAGCUUGCGUGAUGUUGCCAAAAAAUUGAAGAAAAAGGAGAAACAAAAAAACAAGAAGGUGUAUGAUUCCAAGAUGACACCAGAAGAAAAGAUGGGCUCCUCCACGUUUAAGAGAUUCACAACAAACAUGAACAACAUUCUUGAGAGCCUCGAGGAUGUGGACCUCACCGCCGCAGAUGAUGAUGAGAUACCCGAAGAGCUCUUACUUGGAAAGCACCACUUGAGCGAGCUAGGCAGUGAUUCUGCUAAGAUCAAAGCUAUGUGCAUCUUCAGCAAGUGUUCGACUAAGAAACUGGUUAAACUGUUGAAUAUCCUCGAGAAGAACAUUCAGGACAGCGUCAAACUCUCCACGCUAAUGAAUCAUGAAAAUGAUUCCGUGGAUGAGGAGCGGUUGUGGCGUGACCUUAUCAUGGAGCGGGUUGCUAAGUCUGCUGAUGCCUGUUUGACUGCACUCAACAUCAUGACAUCUCCACACAUGCCCAAAGCAGUCUAUAUAGAAGAUGUGAUUGAGAGGGUGCUGCAGUACACCAAGUACCAUCUGCAAAACUCUCUGUACCCUCAGUAUGACCCAGUCUACAGAAAAGGUGGCAUGCAUACUUCAAAAUCCAAGAGAGCAAAGAUUUCCACCCAUAAACAGAAGGUAGUAGUCAUGCUCUACGACAAAGUGUGUGAUAUUGUUAGCAGUAUCUCAGAGCUCCUGGAGAUCCAGCUGCUCACUGACACCACUAUUCUCCAGGUGUCCACGCUGGGCAUUACACCUUUUUUCGUGGAGAAUGUCAGUGAACUGCAGUUAUGUGCCAUCACACUUGUGACAGCAGUGUUCUCUCGUUACGAGAAGCACAGGCAGCUCAUUCUUGAAGAGAUCUUCACCUCUCUAGCUAGACUUCCAACUAGUAAACGCAGCCUCAGGAACUUUAGGCUAAACAGUGAUUCAGAGGACGAGCCCGUGUAUAUCCAGAUGGUCACAGCACUGGUGCUUCAGCUCAUCCAGUGUGUGGUUCGCCUUCCCUCAGAGAGGGACGCAGAAGUUGAACAUAAUAAGAAGGUGGAUAAAGAAGUCUUCAUCACAAACUCUUAUGAAACUGCCAUGAGGACAGCUCAGAACUUCCUAUCGGUGUUUCUCAAGAAGUGUGGCAGUAAGCAGGGAGAGGAUGACUACAGGCCUCUGUUUGAGAACUUUGUUCAUGACCUGCUGUCUGCAGUCAACAGGCCUGAGUGGCCUGCAGCUGAACUGCUGCUCAGUUUACUCGGCCGGCUGUUGGUGCACCAGUUCAGUAACAAGCAGACAGAAAUGGCGCUCAGGGUGGCAUCGCUGGACUACCUCGGCACUGUCGCUUCCAGCCUGCGCAAAGACGCUGUCAAUAGCAACAUGGACCAAAAGGCUAUUGACCGCAUCCUCAAAGAGACUCAAGGCAGUGAUGAGAUCCAGAAACUCCAGACGGCCUUGCUGGGCUACCUAAAUGAGAACGUUGAGACGGAUCCAUCUCUAGUCUUCGCCAGGAAGUUUUACAUCGCUCAGUGGUUCAGGGACACUAUAACUGAGGUAGAGAAAGCGGUGAAGUCUCAAAAUGACGAUGAGGACUUCAGAGGUCGACAUGAUUCCAUGGACGUUGACUCAACUGAGGAGAUCGUGCAGAGGGCAGAGACACGAAAGAAAUUCCUUCGCAAGGUCAUGAAGACAUCACCAUCAGAUUUGAGUUCUUCAAGCAUAAACUCUGACACAGUAGCCUAUGAGGACUCAUGCCUGAUUGUCAGAUAUCUGGCCUCCAUGAGGCCGUUUUCACAGAGCUUUGAUAUUUAUUUAUCACAGAUUCUGAGAGUGCUGGGUGAGAGUGCCAUCGCAGUCAGAACUAAAGCCAUGAAGUGUCUGUCUGAAGUGGUAGCUGUGGAUCCAAGUAUUCUGGCACGGUUGGAUAUGCAGCGUGGGGUUCACUGUCGCCUCAUGGACAACUCCACCAGUGUGCGAGAGGCAGCCGUGGAGCUACUUGGCCGUUUUGUGCUAAGUCGACCGGAGCUCAUUGAGCAGUACUAUGACAUGCUCAUUGAAAGGAUAUUGGACACGGGUAUAAGUGUUAGGAAGAGGGUCAUUAAGAUCUUGAGGGAUAUUUGCCUGGAGCUGCCGGACUUCCAUAGGAUCACCGAGAUGUGUGUCAAGAUGAUCCGAAGGGUCAACGAUGAAGAGGGGAUCAAGAAACUGGUGAAUGAGACAUUCCAGAAAAUCUGGUUCACUCCCACACCCAGUCAUGACAAAAAUGCCAUGACCCGGAAGAUUCUGAACAUCACAGAUGUGGUGUCAGCAUGUAAAGAUUCAGGCUAUGACUGGUUUGAGCAGCUUCUCCAAAAUCUACUGAAGUCAGAAGAGCAAGCCUCCUACAAACCUGCCAAGAAGGCCUGUGUUCAGUUAGUGGACAAUCUGGUGGAACACAUACUGAAAUACGAGGAGUCGAUUGCAGACUGUGAGGACAAAGGGGUCAACUCAGGUCGUCUGGUAGCAUGCAGCACCACUCUCUACCUGUUCAGCAAGAUCAGAGCACAGUUAAUGGUCAAACAUGCCAUGACUAUGCAGCCCUACUUGACCACCAAGUGCAACACUCAGAAUGACUUCAUGGUCAUAUGUAACGUGGCAAAGAUCUUGGAGCUGGUGAUUCCUCUGAUGGAGCAACCAAGUGAAACUUUCCUCACCACCCUAGAAGAAGACCUGAUGAAGCUCAUUAUCAAAUACGGCAUGACGGUUGUUCAGCACUCUGUAAGCUGCCUUGGCGCUGUUGUCAACAAGGUCACACACAACUACAAGUUUGUCUGGGCUUGUUUCAAUCGCUACUAUGGAGCUCUGGCAAAACUGAAGACACAGCACCAGGAGGACCCCAACAGCUCCACUCUGGCUGCUAACAAACCUACUCUCCUGCGCUCACUGUUCACUGUGGGGGCUCUCUGUCGGCACUUCGAUUUUGACCAAGAGGAGUUCAAGGGUGCUAACAAGAUCAUCAUCAAGGAUAAAGUGCUGGAGCUUCUGUUGUACUUCACCACUCAUGAAGAUGAAGAGGUCCAGAUCAAGGCCAUCACGGGUCUAGGCUUCCAGUUCAUCAUGCAUCCAGAGCUCAUGUUUGUGCAGGAUGUGAAGGUUCUGUACAACAAUACCCUGUCAGAUGAAAAGAGUUUGGUCACUCUGAAGAUCCAGGUGCUAAAAAACCUGCAGACAUACCUGCAAGAUGAGGACUCUCGAAUGCAGGAAGCCGAUCGCGAAUGGAAGCAGCAAUCCAAGCAGGAGGAUCUGAAAGAAAUGGGGGACAUCUCCUCGGGCAUGAGCAGCUCAAUAAUGCAGAUUUACCUGAAGCAGGUUCUGGAGUCCUUCUUCCACUCACAGUCCACUGUUCGUCACUUUGCCCUGAGUGUCAUCACACUGACUCUCAGCCAGGGCCUCGUCCACCCUGUUCAGUGUGUGCCCUACCUGAUUGCAAUGGGAACAGACCCUGAGCCAACCAUGAAGAACAAGGCCGAUCAACAGUUGGUGGAUAUCGACAAGAAAUAUUCAGGCUUCAUCCAUAUGAAGGCCGUAGCAGGGUUGAAGAUGUCUUAUCAGGUGCAACAGGCCAUAAAUGGAUCCAAAGGUGCAGUGAUUCGAGGUUUUCGUCACGAUGACUCAGACACCUCUCUCUGCUCUCAUCUCUACACUCUGGUCCGAGGGAAUCGACAAUAUAGACGAGCUUUCCUCAUUUCCAUGCUCAACUUGUUCGAUGACAGCUCCAAAACAGAGGUGAACAUGCUGUUGUUCGUAGCAGACAACUUGGCCUGCUUCCCCUACCAGACCCAGGACGAGCCUCUUUUCAUCAUGCACCAUGUAGAUAUUACUCUGUCGGUCUCUGGUAGCAACCUGCUCCAGUCUUUCAAGGAGUCUCUACAGAAAGGGCCUGUACAGAAGGAAAAGAAGACGACGACAAAGAAGAUGAAGACAAAAAAGAAGAAGAAGAAAAAGAAGAAGAAGAAGCCUCAGAGAAGAAAACAUGGCUCCGAUGAUGACGACAAUGACGAAGAUGAAGAAGAUGAUGAUGAUGAUGAAGAAGAGGACGAUGAGCAGAGCAGUAGCACAUCCAGCAGCAGUGAUGAGGAUGAGGAGGUGGUUCAUAUGCAAAAGAAACCUGCGCACUCUGAUUCUGACGCUGACAUGGAUGAUGAGGAUGCAGUGAUGGACCGUCUGCCUGAAAACCCCAACCCGCUGCUGGACUUUGCCAGUGCUUCACAGGGCAUUCUGCUGCUGCUGGUGCUAAAACAACAUCUGAAGAAUCUGUACGGCUUCUCAGACAGCAAAAUCCAGAAGUAUUCCCCGACGGAGGCUGCCAAAAUUUACGACAAGGCAGUGAACAGGAAAUCCAAGGUGCACUUCAACCCUCGUCAGACACUGGAUUACCUAAAGAGGAACCUUGCCAGCACAGAUCUCAGCGACGAGACCAAGAGGAAUAUUGUGAAACAAUAUUUGGAUUUCAAGGUACUGAUGGAGCACUUGGAUCGUGACGAGGAGGACCAAGAGGGGGAAGCAAGUGCCAAUGCCAGAAACAAAGCCAUUACUUCACUGCUGAAGGUCCCAAAAUCUUCUUCGAACCAGAACCACAGUAAAACCGAACCUGCUCCAGCUCCAGUGGAGACGGAUGAGGAGGAGAGUGAGGAAGAAAAUCCGCCUGUGCCACAGCAGAAACAGAAGAAAGCCAAGGAGUCUGCAGAGGAUACAGGUAACAUGAAUGAGAGAGUGAAGGCCAUGGACAUCAUUGCCAUCUGCUGUCCCAAAUACAAAGACAGACCACAGAUUGCCAGGGUCAUCCAGAGGAUCAAAACUGGCUACAGUAUACACUGGAUGACUGGAUCUUACUCUUCGCCCUGGGCUGAGGUAAAGAAACGGGAAGGUCGCAAAAAGGUUCCUUGGGUUGACACUAUCACGGAGUCAGACAUCAUUUACAAGAAAAUAUCUUUGACAAGUGGACAAAAGCUGACGAACAAAGUGGUACAGACGUUACGAGUGCUAUACGCUGCCAAGGACGGGGACUAAGAGUCAACUGAAAUAACUCAGACAGAAACACCUCACAACCCAAAUGUAUGUGGAUCCAAUGUGUUUCAGAGAGAAAAUAAAAUCUCUAUAGAUUUACGGACCAGGUGGAGGUAAAGUAUUGUGAAAAAUGAUCUGUUUGAAUACAGACAUGUUCUAGUUUAACACACGAAAAACACAAGAAGGAAAUGUUUUGGAAACAUUGUGUGGGAGUUCCUUCGCUGUUGUGCAGCAACUUUGUUGUUUGAUUUUUACUCCCACUGUAUCAUAGUUUAACUAAACACAUGUUUAUAUCUGAACAUAAUUCUGUAAAAAAAAUAAACUGAAUGUUGGAAGUUAGUGUAUUGAUGAUGUUCUUAAUAAAGUGUUUUUGGAGUUUAAACUAGCACCAGAUGGAUUUAUUCACAUGAUCUGAGCUCCAACAACUUUGAAAUUCCUUUAUUUUUUUUCUUGUUUUGAACAUUUUGUUGUUUACCCACGCUGUGUAAUGGAGUAUCUUUGAUAUAAUUUAUUUAUGUUAAGAGCAGUGCAGUAUCUGUGCCUAUAUGCAGGGGAAGUUAUAUUGUUUUUAAUAUAGAUUUUGAUGUUAUAGAACACAGAGCAAGAAAAAAAUGACCCCCCCCCCCUCAUCUCGUGGAACAAAUACUGCAAUAAAUUUUUCUUAUGUC
This is a messenger RNA of Anoplopoma fimbria (sablefish), 8831 nucleotides long. Its product is annotated as nipped-B-like protein. Gene Ontology annotation, biological process: embryonic viscerocranium morphogenesis; establishment of protein localization to chromatin; replication-born double-strand break repair via sister chromatid exchange. Gene Ontology annotation, molecular function: chromatin binding. The record is from RefSeq and is a predicted model, not a curated record. Lineage: Eukaryota; Metazoa; Chordata; Actinopteri; Perciformes; Anoplopomatidae. The transcript has 48 exons. The coding region runs from base 142 to 8166 and encodes 2674 amino acids. Gene Ontology annotation, cellular component: Scc2-Scc4 cohesin loading complex.